This is a messenger RNA of Zalophus californianus (California sea lion), 4177 nucleotides long. RefSeq names its product transmembrane protein 268 (gene TMEM268). The record is from RefSeq and is a predicted model, not a curated record. The transcript is spliced from 10 exons. NCBI's taxonomy places the organism in Eukaryota, Metazoa, Chordata, Mammalia, Carnivora, Otariidae. The coding region runs from base 327 to 1547 and encodes 406 amino acids.
GGGCGGGGCGCGGGAGCCGAAGGCUGCGGCGCGGAGGGGCUGCUGCGGCCCCGACCUUCCGCGACCCGGGGCGUUGGCGGCGGCGGCGCGGGCGGGGCCCACCAGCUAAUUAAGGAAGCACGACUGGAAGGUCUGGUUAAAAUGCAGAAUCAGCAAAGGAAACUAAGGAAACCGGGGAGUGGAUGACCGGUUAGUUGCAGGAGCCUCCGGGCUGUGUUCACUUGCUGGCUCCACCUCCACCCUGGUGUCCGCUCUGUCUCCCAAGUCUCCCUCCGGCUGGUGGCAGGACUGAGCACAAUGGUGGGCUCAGGACACACUGGAAGGUGAUGGGUCCACAUCUGCCCAAGGCUGGUGUUGCCAAACCCCCUCCCACCCUCUGCAGCUUCCAGGUUGGACCAGGAGCUGCAGGGCAAGCGAAGCGGCGUUGGCUGCUCCAGAAUGAACCACGGCUCCAAGAAGGGGAAGUAGAGCCCAGCUGGCGCUCGGCUAUGGCCUGUGAACCACCGAUGGGCCCCAGCGGGGCAGCCAGCCCACUGCCCACCUCCUCCCCGGGCUGGAGCGCCUUGCCUGGAGGGAGUCCUCCGGGCUGGGGGCAAGCUGGAGCUUCUGGUUUGCUUUCAGAGCUCCACAAUGGCCAGGUGCUCACGGUUCUCCGGAUCGACAAUACCUGUGCACCCAUCUCCUUCGAUCUGGGCGCCGUGGAGGAGCAACUGCAGACCUGGGGCAUUCAGGUCCCUGCCGACCAGUACAGGAGCUUGGCUGAAAGCGCCCUCUUGGAGCCCCAAGUGAGAAGAUACAUCAUCUACAACUCCAGGCCCAUGCGGCUGGCCUUUGCUGUGGUUUUCUAUGUGGUGGUGUGGGCCAACAUCUACUCCACCAGUCAGAUGUUUGCCUUGGGGAACCACUGGGUGGGUGUGCUGCUCGUGACCCUGGCAGCCAUGAGCCUGACCCUGACCCUCGUGCUCAUCUUCGAGAGACACCAGAGGAAGGCCAACAGCAACACAGACCUUAGGCUGGCGGCUGCCAACGGAGCCCUCCUGAGACACCGGGUGCUGCUGGGGGUGACGGACACGGUGGAAGGCUGUCAGAGUGUGAUUCAGCUCUGGUUUGUCUACUUCGACCUGGAGGACUGUGUGCAGUUUUUGUGUGACCACAUUCAAGAGAUGAAGAUGAGCCAAGAGUCCUUGCUGCGAAGCAGAUUGAGCCAGCUGUGUGUUGUCAUGGAAACUGGGGUGAGCCCCGAGACAGAGGAGGGGCCCGAGAACCUGUUGGAGGAAGCUCCUCUACUGCCCGGCAGCCCUCAUCCCGAGGAGAGGCCACUCAUGCAGACUGAGCUCCGCCAGCUUGUUCCUGAGGCUGAGCCGGAGGAAAUGGCCCAGCACCUGCUGGCGGUAUUUGGUGGCUACUACAUCCGGCUCCUGGUGACCUCGCAGCUCCCCCAGGCAAUGGGGACACGACACACAGACUCUGCAAGGUUUCCCUGCCCCUGCCAGCUCAUAGAAGCCCAUAUCCUGGGCACUGGGUGCUGCCCCUUCCUGGCCAGGUGACCUAGGGAGGAAGGCACCCAGCUUCCUGCAAGACUGAAGGUGAGACAUCGGGAAGGCUUGGCGCCCCAGCUGGCUGCAGGCGAGCCCCUAGGUGAGGAGAGAAGCAUCUAGGAACACGCUGAAGAGUGUCAGUCAUGUCAGUGGCAGGGGUGGUAUCGUGCUCACUCCCGGACUCUGCACAGAAAUGCCUGUUGACAUCCCAUGCUGACCCCUGACCUUUUCAGAAGCUGCUGGUAGCCAAGCUGGUCCCACUCCAGACUACUCUGUGCUGCCUAGAACCAGGGGCACGGAUGGAAGGCCACUCUCCCAUGCUUUCAUUGUUUGGAGAGCCCAGGAAAUGUGAAGAGGACCCUACUGGGCCAACCAUGUGUCCAAAGCUUGGUCUCCGAUGAUGCUCCCAUCCUUAGCUACUUCAUGUCAGAUGGGGAAACUGAGCCUUGGAGAGGACUCUGCUCUCUGUAGCAUUACCUUGGUCCUCUAGAAUUCCUAAUCUGAAGGGAAGAAGUCAGUUCUCAGAAUGUUCUCCACUUUCAAGUUUCUCCUGCCCUUUAUUUUAUGAAAAACAAUGGCCCCAUGUUGUUUGCUAGCACACACACUUCCAGGGGGCAGAAGAAAGAAACCAACAGCAUGUAACUGAUGAUGGAACUCUUUGGAAAAGAUCGAUUCUGAUUUGUGGAUGUCUUUUGUUUAAAGGCAUGCAUGCUUGUGGUUGUGGUGUUCUCCUUCAGGCCUGGAGCCACAGUCCUGUGUUUUCUGACACUAACACUGUCCUGGAAUGAAGCAUAAUCUGUCACUCAUGGCGUUCCAUGAAGAGCUCGGGGGCUUCCAGGUUCUCUGCUCCUGAGCAAGUUUGAAGACCAAUUAUUCCAUAGGCCCAAAUCCAAAAGACCUGCCCUGGCAUGCAAAGGCUCCCCAACCUCCAGGACCCAGCCCUCAUCUGUGGUUUUGGCUUCAUCUCCCACAGAACUUCUUGCUAAAUUGAAACUCUUUCCUGGACUAACAUACCUAUUCCGUUGCAUCCGUUGAACUCCUGUGCAUGCUUCAAAGCCCAGCUUUACUUACCCCUCCUUCACGAAGCCUUUCAACAUAGGACAUGCCCUCCUUCUCUGCCUCCUUUAAAUUCUUAAUGUAGCUGCUGCCUUUGUUGAGGUUUUAUGUUAUUCUGUUUUCCUACGCACAUGUGUAUUUUUAGAGCUAGACUAAGCUCCUGAAGGACAAAGAGCCCACCUUAUAAUUUUUGUGCAUGGCCUGGACCUGCUAAGAAAAAAAAAAAAUCCAGUGGAUUGAGUGCUUUGUCAUCUCCAUAGUAACAUUUGCAGAUUGUGCUCUCUACUCGGUUGAAUGAUGAAGUUGGCACAGAUCUGGGUUCUGGUCCUGACUGACAUUUCUGGCUAUGCAACUUUCAGCCAGUCCUCAGUUUACUCAUCGUUAUAUAAAAGGAUAUAUAGUGGACAGGUUGGAUGAUUCUUAAUUGCCCUUCCAAAGCCAAAGUUCUGGCUUUUUCUGUUCCAGUCUAGCCCUUGGCCUGUUAUGUUUUUAUCUACAUGUAGAGAGUCCUCUAGCCUUGCAUGACCAAGGUGUCCCAGACCUGAUGGGCCUUUGGACAGAACACAGGCCUAGCGAGCAGGAGACCUGGAUACUCAUCCCAGGUGAGAAGCUUCCUAGAAGCAUGACCGUUGGCUUACGUCACUUACCCUGUCCGAGGGCCGGUUUACUCCUUUGUAAAUGGAUCUGGUGAACAUGAAAGGUAAUUGUGUGGGUGACUUGCUGUGUAAGAGACCAGUCUGACCGUUUUCUUUCUCUGAGCCAGAGAAGAGAAAUUGUGGACAUAGACCCACCCUCGGAAAUGGCCAUUGUAGACAUUUCUCUUUAGAGAUUUCUCCGAGGGCAGCUAUGCUCAGUAAGAGUAACUCGUGGAGGCAGUCGCUGUCCUUCUCCCCUGCUGCAGAGGAUAUGUGGGCUGGGGACAGGAUCUGUAGAAGCCUGUCUUUGUCAUCCACCCAUAAAACCCUGGUAAGUCUCGUAAGAGAAUAAAAAUGUGUCUGUUAAAUGACGGAACAGCUGUUUCUGCAUUUUAAGGCUGACUUACGGGACCCUCCUGGGAGGGUUCUUUCCUGCCUUUUCCUCUCCAAGUUUCUGGUGGUUUAAGUGGUGGGUAGAACACUCAGGUGUGCCCCCAGGUACUUCCUUUGCAUCUGCCCCUUGGUUUCCCCAUUUAGAAAAUCCUGUGAUCUCUGCCUUGCCUGCCUCCCAGGGUUGUGUGAGGAUCAGAACCCAUCAGGGGACACGCUCUGCUUGAAGGCUGUGUGCCAAGGACAGGCACGGAGGUGGUGUCUUGAUAGGGGAGCGGAGGGUGUGACUCAGAGCUUGGCUCCUAGACUGACUCGGAUCCAGGUUCUGCUCUUUGGGGCAGCGUCCUUCCCAUCCUUGGGUGUGACUCCUCACGUGUGGAAUGAGGAUAAGAGUACCUCCUUGGCAGGUAUUGUGAAGAUGAAGUGUAAAGUACUUGCAACUUUGAGUUGCAAGCUUGAGUAAGAGCACAAUAAAUUGUUGCUAUAUGUAUAUAUAUAUAUUUUAUUUUAUUUUAUUAUUAUUAUUUUUAAUCUCUCACUAUGUCUUAUAUACCGCAG